Messenger RNA from Penicillium diatomitis, 4803 nucleotides. Its product is annotated as transferase family protein. Bases 1 to 4803 code for a protein of 1600 amino acids. The record is from RefSeq and is a predicted model, not a curated record. Lineage: Eukaryota; Fungi; Ascomycota; Eurotiomycetes; Eurotiales; Aspergillaceae. The transcript has 6 exons.
AUGACUUCUUUCCCGUCCACGGAACAAGUGGAUAGUCCUGCCAUUGACCAUGAGCCAUAUUCAAGUGACGUGGAUCAGAUAUCCAGACGGAUCUUGGAUGUCUUCCUGCAAUAUGCACUCAACAAAUUCGAAUAUGCACCGGGCGAUGUGCAAGGGAAGGGAGAGGGAUUCCUUUCUUUGAUAGGCCAAUUUGUCGCCCAUGGAGCUCGUGUGCAGGCGUGUCUCCCCGCUUUUCCUUUCAAGUCUGCCAACAAGGUGUACAAGGUACUCGGCAAAUUGCCAGAUAAAGCAGAGGAACUGGCACUGGACCGGUUGAACACCCUUUGCAAUUCUAUACAGCAAUUCUAUGCUCCGGGUGCCGAGAUUGUAAUUAUCUCAGACGGCAUCACCUACAAUGACUUGCUGUGCAUUUCAGACCAAGAAACUUGGCAGUAUGGAGAAGCCCUGCGGCGCAUGGCUGUCGAGAAAGGCUUCCAGAACAUCCUAUUCUCGCGGAUCCGGGAUCUUCUCAGUAUCUCACUUCCAGAUAACCUGACCGAAAUUGUAUAUGUUGCCAACUGUACAAACUUCCGUCGCUUACUCUUGAACCAAUAUGGGACGGUGGAUCUCGACAUUGACGAGGAAAUUGCCAAGAAUCCAGAUAAAAAACUGACGUAUCUCGGCUACAAGCGGUUCCUGGAAUCGGAUCUGCAGCACAUUUUUCCCCGAGGGGAGGGUCGCUCUGCCCACAGUUACAAGCGGGAUUGCAAAUAUUUGGCCAAGCAAAUGCUCGCAAGAGGAUAUUCCUUUGCCAGGGCCGUCAAAGCCGCCUUUCCACAUCACCUGCGGCUCUCAAUCCACGAGUCCAUUAGUGGAGACAAAAUACCUAUCAGUCUACUGAAUACCAAAACAGGCUAUACCACCCCAUGGCACUGUUCUGUGGCCCAUCUUGCCAAUGGAGAAUGGGUUAGUGCUCCGAUGGGCGAGUUCAAUCAGGAAAGUCGGUUGGAAUUGAUUCAUGUCGAUGGGGUUCCCAGUCAUUACCGGGAGAGAAUGUCCGAUGGCGGGCAUUCUCCCAUCACCGACCUGACGGCAAGUUAUCUCCAGUCGCCCAAGUCUAUCAAUGCCACUGCAUAUGUCAGUGGGGCAUUCAAAAAUGCACCAACUUCUCCGACUUCUUCUAGUGAUGGUUCCAUCCCUGGCUCUGAGAGCAAGUACACCGACAGUGGUUUGACAAGCCCGAACAUAUCGGCAGCGUGUGACUCCUCUCCUUCCCUAUCUGGACUUGGGAUUCACAUACAAUCAAAUCAGGAGACGAAGAUCGAGGUUGCGACGGAAUACGGUCGAAGGCUGCUUCCCCAGAUAAUGGAUGACCUUGCGGCUUCGAAGCCAGAGACAACCGUUUUCUCUCUCGCCGCACUCUCGGAUGGCCUUCUCAAGCUCAACCCAAUUUCUGCUUGUCAGUUUACCCGAGCAGUAGACAAGACUGCCUGGUGGCUGCAAGAUCAGGUUGGCACGCCUGAAUCUGUUCGCCCCAUGGCGUAUAUUGGUCCACACGAUCUCAGACAUGUUCUUCUGACUUAUGCUUGUGUUAAAGCGGGCUACUCGGCUCUCUUCCUAUCGCCAAAGAAUAAUGCAGACGGAAUUCUGGCGGUGCUUGACAAGUUGGGCUGCAAUAUUUGGGUCAAUGCAAUUGAUGCAUCGCCAAUCGCCAUGGUGAAGGAUGUUCUCCACAAGCGGCCUAUGAAAUGUCUGCUGCUUCCUACGCUCGAAGAGCUCCUUGAUACCGAGUCUAUCGAGGCUUUCCCGUACACGAAGACUUUUGAAGAGGCCAUAAACGACCCAUUCUGUUAUUUGCAUACGUCUGGAAGCACAGGAUUACCCAAACCCAUUCCUUGGUCUCAUGGCCUCAUUGGUACCAUGGAUGCAGUCCGAAUCUUACCACCGGUGGGUGAAACUGCUGAUUUGGUUCCUUGGACUUCGGACUGGAACGAAGGAGACAAGAUAUAUUCGUCUUUCCCUAUGAGUCACGGCGCUGGAAUCAUCAUGGACAUUUUGAUGCCUGCACUUUUCAACCUCCACUGCGUUUUGGGACCAGUUGGUGUACUAACAAACCUGAACCUAGUGGAAAGGCUAGCCAUUGAUGUCAAGAUCGAUAUCUGGAGCAUGGUCCCUUCACUCGUCGAUGAACUGGGUGAGACUCCCGAGAUAUUGGAACAGCUACGUCCGAGCAAAUUCAUCUGCGCAUCGGGAGGCCCGGUUAGUCCAGUCAGCGCUGGGAAGGUGAACCAGGUUGUAAGAGUUCUCAAUUUGACGGGUACCACAGAAGGCCUCUUUAUUGGGAAUUUAAAGCCCGAGAGAGAGGACUGGUUCUGGUUCUGCUUCCACCCUUACUCUGGCUUUGAGUUCAAAGAGCUUGAAACAGGUGUUUAUGAGCACUGGGUACAUCGCAACGAGCAUUGGCCACUUUUCCAAGGAAUCUUCCACACUUUUCCGGAUCAAAAUUCGAUCAACUUCAAAGAUCUUUACAUGCGACAUCCUACCAAGCCAAACCUAUGGGCCUUCAAGGGAAGAAGCGACGAUCUUGUGGUUUUGUCGAAUGGAUAUAAGAUCUCGCCCCUGGAAACAGAGGCAUUCAUCACCACUCAUCCCGACAUCGUCGGCUGUUUGAUCUUUGGAACUGGAAAACCACAAGCUGGCCUUCUCAUUGAGUUGAUUGAUUCUUGUCAAAAGACACCGGAGCUGCUCGACAGCAUUUGGGCCAAGGUUCAGAUAGCUAAUGCUAUGUCCCACCACAAGAACCAACUACUCAAGGAUUUCGUCAUUUUCGCACUGCCUGAAAAGCCGUUUUUACGAACAGAUAAAAGAACGAUCAAACGAGCAGCUACAUCAGAACUCUAUUCUGAGUACAUUGACCGAUUCUACGGCUCGCGCAACGAUGAUAUUGAUCAAACUGUGAGACUUGAUCUGAGCUCGCCUGCGGCAACCGAAAACUCCAUACGAGAGAUUCUUUCCAGCUCUCUUCUAGACGUCCAAAGCGUGCUUUCAGAUACGGAUUUGUUUACUGCUGGACUUGAUUCACUCGGCGUCUUCGCCGCCGUCAAAAAAAUCCGGGCAGCCACAGGCCUGGGUGAUGAAAUAUCACCUCGCCACGUCUACGCCAAUCCGACGAUUAUGGAUCUUGCUACCACAGUUUCUGCACUAUUCGAAGAAGCAAAGGCUGCAGAAUCGGGGAAUUCGAACGAAAAGGAUCAUGUCGACGAUGCUUCUCGUAUGAGCAACAUGAUUGCUGAGCAUAAAGCACGACAGUCCUUCCGCCUCAACGCGUUUGAUUACGUGAACCCAAACCACGGUAUGGGCAUCAUGCUCUACUUCUCCAUCCACGAGGAAAUUUCGUAUGAACAAGUGUUUUCCAAUCUCCAAGAAGGACUCAAUCGCACAUUUGACAUGAUCCCUGCUCUCAGUGGCAAAAUGAUGCAUUGCUCCGAGCAAGAGAUUAGAUAUCAAAAAGGAGACCUUUGUGUGACGGUUCCACCUCUUUCAAUGGCAAACACUGCCAAGAACCGUCUGAUCUAUAAAGACCUCUCGGAUAUUCUCCCAUCGUUUGAGCAAUUGAAAGAUGCCGGCUUCCCACCUUCUGCUGUCCCCGAUGAUGUCGUCCUGCGAGAUGAUCCGUUUCCCAAUUUCCCCGCUGAAAUUUUUUCAGGGCAGGUAAACUUCAUUUCCGGCGGCUGUGUUGUUGCAGUAGACUUGAAUCACUGUUGUCUUGAUGGUCUUGGGGUCAUGGUCGUUCUCAAGGCCUGGGCUGAAAAUUGCAGGUAUCUCCAGGGCGACCAAGCCGCGACCUGUGAGUGGUAUCAUCCGGAGAGUUUCAACCACGCUCUGCCAGGGAUCAUCCACGAAAUCGAAGGCUGGGCCCGUCCAGUAGAUGAGAUUGACCCUGGUACAUGGGGAUAUUUACCUUUUUUCCCACGUGAUGAUGAUCGAGAGAGGAUGCUUGAAGCUUCUUCCAAUGAUCUUGGAGAUUGGAACUUGCCCCCUGCACCAGACUUCAAGUUGCACGAUAUCUGGCCGCUCCCACGAGCUGAACGGUGCCUCAAAACUACCCUGUUCUUGAUAAGACCCGAGAAUUUGGCAAAAAUGAAGCAAGAGGUGAUAUCUGAUUCCGAGGCGAAGGGGGUUAUCACUUCGAUUAGCGAUAUUGUACAGGCCUUCCUAUGGCGGGCUGCGAUUCGGAUGCGACGAAACAUCGCCACCAAGAUGCGGAAGGAGACAUUCAAGCCAGAUGAAAUUUCGAUUCUUGAGGUUCCUACUGACGGCCGCCCUUACUUCUCUCAACUCUUACCCGAGACAUAUAUGGGUAGUCUGCUGAUUCUCAAUCGAUCGACAAUGCCCAUCGAGACACUGUGCUCGGAUCAAACCACCAUUGGCCGUGUCGCACACGUCCUUCGUGAGUCUGCCGCACGCAUCACACCUUCGGUCGUUCAUGACGCCUUUUCGAUUCUUCAGUCCUUGCCAAAUCACGAAAGAUUUUCGACAGCAAAUAUGGGCCUUGAGCAUAUGCAUGCCAUGAUUUCGAAUAUGAUGCUUUUUCCAACCAAUGAGGUUUGCUUUGGCAAUACCUUCUUUGCAAAUGGGGGGUUGCCCGAAUCCUUGAGACCACAGCUUGAGCGUGGAAAUGGACGUUUCCGCUUCCUGGUCAUUCUUCCUAUCCGAAAGGACGGGGGAAUUGAACUUGUCUUUGGUACCCACCCCGAGGAAUUGGACAUGCUCCAAGCAGACGGAGAGUUUACAAAGUAUGCUGAGCUUCUUAGUGGGGCUUGA